AUGGCAAGCACUGUUUCCGCAGGAUCACCCGACGAGUCCGUGAGCAUAGUUUAUCUGGGAAUGCCGAUUGUCCCAGCAGUUACCGAGUUGAUCAUUGCUCAGUUUAUGUACUUAGAUUAUAAUGACUCUUCAAAGCCUAUAUUUCUCUAUAUAAACUCAUCGGGGACACAGAAUGAGAAGAUGGAGACUGUUGGAUCAGAGACUGAGGCUUUUGCCAUAGCUGACGCUAUGUGUUACGUCAAACCAGAUGUUUAUACCAUCAAUUGUGGCAUGGCUUAUGGUCAAGCGGCAAUGCUUCUGUCUCUUGGGAACAAAGGGAAGCGUUCAGUACUACCACAUUCAUCGACGAAAUUAUAUCUGCCUAAAGUGAACAGAUCAGCAGGAGCUGCCAUAGACAUGUGGAUAAAGGCUAAGGAACUUGAUUCAAAUACGGAUUACUACGUGGAUCUAUUAGCACAGGGAACCGGGAAAUCCAAGGAGGAGAUCUACGAGGACAUCAAGCGACCUAAGUAUCUCCAAGCACAAGAUGCUAUCGACUAUGGCAUUGCAGACAAGAUAGCUGACAAAACAGAGAAACGGUAUCACAAAAAGGACAAGGAUAUGAGUGCUCGACUUAGAGCCAUGGGGUUACCUGAAGGAGGCACUUCGCCAGCUCCAUCCGGGUUUAGGUGAUGGAAAUGGCAAGCACUGUUUCCGCAGGAUCACCCGACGAGGUAAGAUAUCUGCUUGCCUAGUCUCUCUGGAACACUUUGUGGUUACAGACUUACAGUCUUAGGCCUAUAUUUUCAAAGACAUAGGGCUACUCAUGUGGCAAUUUGAAUGAAAAGAUACUUACAAAUGUGGGUGUAUACAUGCAUGUAACCUAUUUUAUGCCAUCAACUUCACUUAAAAUGUGAAAUGGUUUGCAUUUUCCGACA
Molecule: messenger RNA, 917 nt
Organism: Tarenaya hassleriana
Lineage: Eukaryota; Viridiplantae; Streptophyta; Magnoliopsida; Brassicales; Cleomaceae
Product: ATP-dependent Clp protease proteolytic subunit-related protein 1, chloroplastic-like
Exons: 8
Coding region: 1-672 (223 amino acids)
Biological process (GO): protein quality control for misfolded or incompletely synthesized proteins
Cellular component (GO): endopeptidase Clp complex
Molecular function (GO): ATPase binding; serine-type endopeptidase activity; ATP-dependent peptidase activity
Source: RefSeq, a predicted model, not a curated record